AUGAUGUAUCAAUGGCGGUUGCUUCUUUUACGUUCCUGUCAUCAUCGUCCAUUUCUUUCCAAGGUAAUCUCCAACUCGAUCCGAUCCUUGACUUGUUUCCACCAUGAACGUUUUGGGUUUGGAGCUUUGCAACGAAGCCAGUGUCUUCUCGCCUUGCCACCGCCAGUGACGAUCUCUGUUGGCCGAAGCUUUUCAACUGAAGAGAGAAGUUAUGAAGAGGCUGUCGUGAUUGAUGUGUUUAGCAAAUUGAGUAGUGAGGAUGAGAUUAGGGAAGAGCUUCGUUAUAUUUUGAUUAGCCGUGACUUAGUGUUUAAAACUCUGAGGUUCCUUGAAUCAAGCCCUGAUGUUGCGGGAAGGUUUUUCCGGUGGGUUUUGGAAAAUUGUCCGGAAAGACUUUCCUCCAGGAGUUAUAACGCAAUGCUGCGUAGUCUAGGUCUUAAUGGGCUUGUUGAUGAGUUUUGGAGUUUGGUUGAUGAUAUGAAGAAGAAAGGACAUUAUGUAUCAGCUAAUGUUAGGAACAAAGUCGGUGACAAGUUUCAGAAAGAUGGCUUGGAAGGUGAUGUGAAUAGGCUAAAAGAGCUCUACGCUUCCUCGGAUUUUUCAAUGGAUACUAAGUUGUUCAGAAAGGUUUGCGAGAGUGUGUGUAAGAUUGUGAUGAAGGAUGAUGAUUGGGAUGCUGAGCUAAGGGAGCUGAAACUCGAGUUUAACAGCGAUCUGGUGAAGAGGAUAGUGGAGAGACUUGACGAGGAACCGAGCAAAGCGUUGUUGUUCUUCCGAUGGAUUGAUGAGUCUGGCAGCUUUAAGCACGACGAGAAGACGUACAACGCUAUGGCUAGGGUUUUGGGGAGAGAGAAGUUUCUUGAUAGGUUUUGGAAACUUGUUGAAGAAGCAACGAGUGCUGGUUACGAAAUGGAGAUGGAGACUUACGUUAGGGUUUCUCCGAGGUUUUGUCAGCCUAAAAGGUUUAAAGAAGCUUUCGAGUUGUUCGAGUAUGCAAUGAUGGGUAGCGGCGGCAAAAACACACCCACCGAGCACUGCUGCUUUUCACUGCUCAAGAGAAUCGUGACCGUCAAGAAACCGGACAUGGGUUUGUUAUCAAGAGCCGUGAAAGCGUAUACCGGAAGUAAUGGCAACAUGGUGACGGAUUCUAUGCUUAGAAGUGUGCUCAAGUGUUUGAGAGGCGUUGAUAGGUUUGAGAAGAGCAAAGAGGUGUUGGUAGCGAUGAAAGAAGGCGGCUACAUACCUAGCGGUGAUCUGGAGAGAGUGAUUGCAUCGGGACUUAGCCGUGAAGAAGAUGUACCUGUGGAGUUUAUGGAUGCCUCUGGAAACCCUCUGGAUGACGAAGCAAUGAAAGAUUUAGUUGGAAGGCAUUGUGAUGCUGGAGAUCUCGAAAAAGCUUCCAAGUGUUUCAGGAAGAUGAUUAACAAACGAGGAAGCUACCUUCCUACGAGCUAUGCACUUGAGAAGUUGAUACUUGCUUAUUGCGACAGUUUUCAGGCAAGAGAUGCAUACAAUCUUUUGAUGGAGCUAGAGUUGAAACCUUGGCUGUCGUAUUAUAUACGUAGCAGUACGUACGAGAUCAUGGUUACGAAUCUGUUGAUGAAGAAAGUAGCUGCAGAUGGUGGGUUUGAAGAAGCUUUAAGUCUUGUACAUGUGAUGAGAAACAAGGGUACAGCUCGUUUCGUGGACCCAUUCAUAGAUUACUUCUCAAACAGUGGAACAGCCGCAGAAGCUUUCGCAUUUCUAAAGGCUUUAGCUAGGAAGAAGUUUGCAUCUAAUGUAAUUGUUGUGCGCGUGUUUGAAGCUAUGUUGAAGUCUGGAAGGCAUAGAGAAGCUCAGGAUUUGAUGUCUCUCUGCGCUAAGCAUAUCCGUCGCAAAGAAGAUGUUCUACAACUUUUCAGUUCCAUGAAACCUAGCAAGUGUUCUUUAGAGAAACCUAUCGAAGCCUAA
Microthlaspi erraticum is the source of this 1950-nucleotide messenger RNA. Lineage: Eukaryota; Viridiplantae; Streptophyta; Magnoliopsida; Brassicales; Brassicaceae. The record is from the annotation of a GenBank genome assembly.